AUGUCCAUCACACCUAAGACCCCACAACAAAAGUCAAAAUUCACACCAACGCCUCCACUCCUUUCGCGUCCGACUGUUGCACAGGAGAAGAUACUCAGAAAGUUCACAUCAGACCAAAGAGAAGGAAGGACAGUAUGUACAGAGCCCCUUUACAUACCUAAGGAGUCUGAAAGGAAAAACAGAGACUCAAAGAUUCUCAAAUUACUCUCAAAAGACAACAAAAACAUCGAGCAAACAACCAAAGUGAGUUCUUCCGAUUUUGACUUUGUUGAAGUGUUGCAGCAAGAACCAAAACAGUCGCAACAACCACGCACUGAAAAAACAGACUACGCAGCUAACACCGAUUUUGUGAAUAAAGUUCUCCAUAUUGAAGGGAUACUCCGAGGACUUUCAGAUGACCAGAAACAAGUGAUUGACUUAGCCAAUAGUGGGGUUUCAUUUUUCUUUUCUGGUGCGGCGGGAACUGGGAAAUCUUAUGUGAUGAAAAAGAUGAUUUCUAUUCUUCGACAAACACAUGAGUUGGGUGUUUAUGUCACGGCGUCAACGGGGAUUGCUGCUUGUAACAUUGGAGGAACGACUUUGCAUAGUUUUGCUGGAAUAGGUCUGGGUGAUUUAAGUGGUGACCAACUCCUUACCAAAGUGAUUAAAAACUCGCAGGCUUUUGAUCGGUGGAAGAAAGCAGAAGUUAUUCUUAUUGAUGAAAUUUCGAUGAUUUCUGGGGAGUUACUGGAGAAGCUUGAUUACGUCGCCAAAAACAUUAAGAGGAACCAACAGCCUUUUGGCGGGAUCCAAAUGAUAUUCUCUGGAGACUUCUUUCAACUCCCACCCGUUUCUAAAAACCAGAACAUUAAAUUUGUUUUCGAGGUAGCGGCGUGGAAGAACGCCGUGAAGGAAUGUGUCAUCUUGCACACACAACACAGACAAAAUGAUCUUGAAUUUAUUGACAUUCUCAACAACAUUCGAUAUGGGUAUUUUACAAAGAAGGCACAAGAAGUCCUCCAGACUUGUCAAAAGAAAAACUUGGGUUCCGAAAAGCGAACAUGCCUUUACUCACACCGAGCAGAUGCCGACACGAUGAAUAGAAGAGAGUUGGAUAAGUUGAAAGAAGAGACGACAACGUUUGAGUGUCUAGACAAUGGGAUAGAGACGUCCAAGAAAUCACUCAAAGAUUGCCAAGCACCAGACAAAUUAGUUUUGAAGAAAGGGGCCGUAGUUAUGCUUCUGAAGAACAUCGCUGCUGAUUUAGGGCUCGUUAAUGGCGCGGUGGGCACAGUCAUUGGGUUUGAACCAAUGAAAGAAAUCAAACUGAAGGAAUUGAAAGAAAAUGAGAAGUCACAGUUUUGUGACAUACGUGUGACGGAGAGAAGUUUUUAUGCACACAACAAAGUGUUUCCACUCGUUCAAUUUGAAAAAACAAAAUACCUUGUCAUACCCGAUGUGUGGGAAAUUGAAAUUGGUGGGAUAGUCAUGGCGUGCCGAGUUCAACUCCCAUUGGCUUAUGCGUGGGCACUUAGUAUUCACAAGUCACAAGGUCUUACUCUUCCCCGCGCUGAGGUCAACUUAGAAAAGGUUUUUGAAUCUGGGCAGGCGUAUGUCGCAUUGAGUAGGUUACAAUCUUUGGAUGGCUUGAAAAUAGUUGGCAACCUUCCAGGCCAAUCCGCUUGGAGAGUGAACCCCAAGGUACUUCAGUUUUACAAGGAGCACGAUAAAUGUUUCAAAGAAGUCGACCCAAGCGAGUUGGUUUACAAACCUUCACAAUCCCAACUUUCCCAAACAACCCAAUCUUCGCAACCAAAGAGAACAGCUUCUGGGAAGACCAUUAUUGUCACAAAAAGUGGUCAAAGAAUCAUUAUUGGAUAA
Entamoeba invadens IP1 is the source of this 1860-nucleotide messenger RNA. RefSeq lists its product as hypothetical. NCBI's taxonomy places the organism in Eukaryota, Evosea, Mastigamoebida, Endamoebidae. Bases 1 to 1860 code for a protein of 619 amino acids. Gene Ontology annotation, biological process: telomere maintenance; DNA repair. The record is from RefSeq and is a predicted model, not a curated record. The transcript has a single exon. Gene Ontology annotation, molecular function: DNA helicase activity.